Messenger RNA from Thunnus maccoyii (southern bluefin tuna), 2995 nucleotides. Its product is annotated as zinc finger protein 883-like. The record is from RefSeq and is a predicted model, not a curated record. Lineage: Eukaryota; Metazoa; Chordata; Actinopteri; Scombriformes; Scombridae. The transcript is spliced from 2 exons. Bases 122 to 1831 code for a protein of 569 amino acids.
ACAGUGUAACAUCCAGCGGAAGUAAACAACACAGGAGCUAGUCACGUUAGCUGCUUGUUACUGUGCGUGGAAGAAGUCCCUCAGUAGGACAGUAAAACAUCUCGCUUGUAAUAAAGCAACAAUGUCUUCAGUUCAGUGUUUGAGAGAGUUCAUCAACGAGCGACUAACUGCUGCUGCUGAAGAAAUAUUCCGAGUUUUUCAGAAAACUAUCGUCGAAUACGAGGAAGUGAUCGAUCGUCAGAGCAGACUGCUGGAUAUCGUUUGGAAACCUGAAAUAAAGUUACAGAGAAUAGAGCUUCUACAGCAGCAUGUCUGUGAGGAAGAGGAGGUUCUCACUGACCAGCAGCUCUGUAACCAGGAGAAGAACUCCAGUCUGGACCAAGAGGACCCAGAGCCUCCACAAAUUAAAGAGGAACAGGAGGAAGUCUACACCAGUCUGGAGGGAGAGCAGCUGGUGCUGAAGCAAGAGACUGAAACCUUUAUGUGGACUCCUACUUGUGAGGAAAGUGACAACAGUGAAGAUCAGACGGAGGACUCUGAUGAAAUUCAGAGUGCAGCAGAGAAAGAGCAUGUUGUGAGCAUGUUAGUUAAAAGCUCAGUGGUAUCACAACCAAACAGUGAUGACCAACUCCUCUCUCUCAACUCUCAUGUAGCUGAGAGCCAAGAUCACAAAGGAGGCAAACAUGGAGACUCAGGAUCAACCGGAAAUGCAGAGACAGAACUCAAGAAGAAACAUCACAGGAGAAAAAACCCCACUAACAAUGAAGACAACUCUACCACAUCAAAGAUUCACAGUAAUAUUUAUACAGGGAAAAAGUCUUUAAAAUGCAACACGUAUGGGAAAGCUUUCAAGUGCAUGUCCAAUUUGAACAAACACCUGAGAGUCCACACAGGUGAGAAGGCGUACCCAUGUAACACUUGUGAGAAAAGCUUCUCUCACCCUAGCGCAUUAAAAGUGCAUAUGAGAAUCCACACAGGUGAGAAGCCAUACACAUGUAACACUUGUGAGAAAAGGUUCUCUCAACCUGGUGCAUUAAAAGUGCAUAUGAGAAUCCACACAGGUGAGAAGCCGUAUCCAUGUAACACUUGUGAGAAAAGAUUCUCUGAGCUGGGCACAUUAAAACAGCAUAUGAGAACACACACAGGGGAGAAGCCAUACACAUGUAACAUUUGUGAGAAAAGAUUCUCUCAUCUGGGCACAUUAAAAGUGCAUAUGAGAACACACACAGGGGAGAAGCCAUACACAUGUAACACUUGUGGGAAAAGAUUCUCUCAACCUAGUGCAUUAAAUGUGCAUAUGAGAAUCCACACAGGUGAGAAGCUGUACCCAUGUAAGACUUGUGAGAAAAUAUUCUGUAAGCCUAGCGCAUUAAAAGUGCAUAUGAGAAUCCACACAGGUGAGAGGCCGUACCCAUGUAACACUUGUGAGAAAAGAUUCUCUCAACUGUGCAACUUAAACCUGCAUAUGAGAAUCCACACAGGUGAGAAGCCGUACACAUGUAACACUUGUGAGAAAAGGUUCUCUCAACUGGUCACAUUAAAGCACCAUAUGAGAACACACACAGGUGAGAAGCCGUACACAUGUAACAUUUGUGAGAAAAGAUUCUCUCAUCUGUGCACAUUAAAACACCAUAUGAGAGCACACACAGGUGAGAAGCCGUACAGAUGUAACACUUGUGAGAAAAGAUUCUCUAAACGUAGCACAUUGAAAAUGCAUAUGAGAGUCCACACAGGUGAGAAGCCGUACACAUGUCACACUUGUGAGAAAAGAUUCUUGCGUCUGCGUGCAUUAAAACUGCAUAUGAGAACCCACACAGGUGAGAAGCCGUAAAAUUGUAAAACUUGUGGAGAAGAUUUCACACGUGGAGAUCACUUGAAGAUGCACAUGAGAACACACAGUAGGAAAAGAUUCUGUCAGAUGUCAGACUUGAAAAGACACAAGAAUUAAUCCAGAUACGAAGCUAUAUAAUUACAAAACAUGAGGGAGAGCUUUGUGUUGACUUUACAAUAUACAUGAGAAGAACCUACUGCAACAUGGAAAAGAUUAUAUUGUGUCUGAAUUGGAAAAAACAGUCCACACAAGCUAGAAGCCUUGUAUUGGUGAAACGUUGCAGAGGAUUCAGUUAUUCAUGGAUAAAACACACAAGAACAUAUAAUGGCAGCACAUGUUGACAAUAAACAAUCCAUGAACAGGACAAACUUCCUGGUUUAACUUGAGAUAAUUUUUUUGUUGUUCUGUUGCUAUAGAGAUGACACACAAAUUGUAGAUGAUUUACUACAUGGUGUAGUCAACACAUUUUAUUACCAAUAAAAUAUUUUUGUCAUGAUGGCUUUUCAGACUGAUACUUGUAAUUUAAUUGAUUGGAUGAUUAGGAAAACUAAAAGUGACGUUAAGUGUUAGUAAUACAUACAAUAAAUGCCUAAACAAACAUAGAUAACAAAACGUUUAGUUUCUGAUCACAUGUGUUUAUUUUGAUAUUACCUUGCUUCAUGAGAUAAUAUUCAGGAAGUAUACCAGGUUCAUACAUAGAUAGAUGACUUUAUUAAUCCCAAAGAGAAAUUAAAGUGUUACAGCAGCCACCUGACAUAAAUCAAAAUACAAAAUACAAAAACAAUUGGGUAUAGGUAAAAUAAACAAAUAGAAUUAAAUGCUAAUAUACAAUAGCUUAAUAUACUAACUCAAAUAUUAAAAAAAUAGAAUAGAGACUAGAGAUAUCACUAUAAUAUACCAUUUGCUGAGUAUACACUGCUCACUGAUGUUAAUAUGCUAUAGUACACUGUACUUUAGUGCAAGACAGGUGGAUGUUGAUGAGGUAGUAAGAUGCAUGAUUGUCCAUGGAUGUUACAAUUGAGUGUAGAUUGAUACUUGAAUGAUUUACUGAAUAUAAAUACAUGUAAUAACAGUAUAUACGGACAGUAUUUUAAAGAGUAUCAAAAUAUUAACCUGAAAUAUAACAUGUGAUGGAUAAUGUAAUAAAAUAAAAAGUCCAGGUGA